GGCCUAGCAGAAGCAGCAGGUGCACCCUCCUCAGCAUCCCGGCUCCGCCCUCCCUCUGCUCACCAUAGGCUGGGUGGAUUUAAGCGGGCCCGCCGGAAUGAUGAGGACUUUCUGACCUUGACUGAUAUCAAAACUCGACGGCUUUCAAGUUUCACAGGAGCAGACAGUGGAGUUGUCCCGUGCGUCUUUUUGGUCAGAGAUGAACCCCGACGUGGAUUACGGAGGCUCCGGCAGCAGCGGCAACGGCAAGCUGCGCCAGUGGCUCAUCGAGCAGGUGGACUGCGGGAAAUAUCCCGGUCUGGUUUGGGAGAACGACGAAAAGACCAUCUUCAGGAUACCGUGGAAACACGCCGGGAAACAGGACUACAACCGGGAUGAGGAUGCCGCGCUUUUUAAGGCCUGGGCGCUGUUCAAAGGCAAGUUUCGGGAGGGCAUCGACAAACCCGACCCGCCGACAUGGAAGACACGCCUGCGCUGCGCCCUCAACAAGAGCAAUGACUUUGAGGAACUGGUGGAAAGGAGCCAGCUGGACAUCUCGGACCCCUACAAAGUUUACCGCAUCAUCCCGGAGGGCGCCAAGAAAAGACCCAGACAGGAGGACAGUCCUCUGAGCCCAGGGAGCUUUCAGAUGCAUCCCUCCUACCCCUCUGUGCCGACUCAGAUGCCACAGUACAUGGCGAGUCCAGAAUGUGGCUGGAGAGAUUACUGUCAGGAGCAGGCCUCUCUGCCCGAGCUGCCCUUCACUCAGUGUCCCUGUCCGCCCCGCACCCUGCCAUGGCAGGGCUCGUCCAUGGAAAAUGGAUACCAGCUAAGAGCCUCAAUUUACUCAUACGGUCCAGCUGAGAGUCAGCCCUCGCCUUUCACACUGGACGCCAGCAUCAGAUCAGCAGAGGCACUUUCAGACUUCCGUCUGCACGUGUCCGUAUAUUUCCGGGACACUCUGGUGAGAGAAGUGACCACUUCCAGUCCGGAUGGCUGCCAUAUCACUCCGUGCAACCCAGAGAAGCACUACCUGACGCCUGGAGGUCAUGAGUUGGUGCCCCUGCCUGUUGACAGCCUAUCAUCCCAGAGGAGGCCAGACGAGUGUCCUCCGAGUCCACCGGCCAGCCUAGAAAGGGGAGUGUUGCUGUGGAUGCGAGCAGACGGGCUCUACGCCCGGAGGCUGUGCCAGAGCAGGGUGUACUGGCAGGGAAGCCCGUCGCCGUAUGGAGACAAACUUAACAAGCUGGAGAGAGAUGUCACCUGUAAACUGCUCCACACGCAGGACUACCUCACAGAGAUUCAGAGCUACGGGCUACGACCGCCGUCACGCUUCCAGGUCCUUCUGUGUUUCGGAGAUGAGUGUCUGGACCCACAGAGACAAAGAAGGACCCUCACUGUGCAGGUGGAGCCUCUGUUCACCAGGCAGCUCCUGUACUACGCCCAGCAGCCGGGCAGCCACUACUACCGCAGCUAUGAGCACCCAGGAGACCACAUAAACGCCUCCGAGGACUACCAGAGGGCCAUCACACAUCACCACAGCAGCAGCCUGCCUGAGUGAACUUUGGGGGUUUAAGUGACUGUUGGAAAUGUCACGAUGACAUUUUACACGACAGGCAAGGAAACUCUGAGAUGAGGACAAAGUGGACAGUGGUAUACAAAAAAUGAUGGACAUUAAGUCAGCAACCAUCUGCCCAGUAUGGUUUUUGUAUCUGUGUGUGCAUGUAUGUGGUGUGUAUGUGUGUAUGUGUGUCUUAAGUCAACAUUGCAGUGUUAUUUUUACCCUUUUUGUAUUCUUUUGGGCAUAAUGAGUAUUUUCAUGCUUACUCGUAGACAGUAUUAAAAAUGAAAGUGUUAAAGUAUUAAAGAUGAUUGUGAUGUCAUCCACCGGUUUCUAAAGUUCCAUUUCGAAGCCUCGCGAUGAACAUUUUCAUUAUCGCUAGCUUAGUUUGCUAACGACUUGUCACUUAAAAGCUGUUAGCCAAUGAGCAUACCAUUUUAAACAUAGUGAUCAAGAUUUCUAAAAAAUGUCACGUUUUUUUAUUCAAUGUGAACCAAAAUAAGUGACUAGGACAAUAAACACAUCAGGAAAGUGUUUACAGAGGUCAAGACAGAAAGCUAUUUUCCCGAAGACUUUGAUAUAAUAGGAAGUCUUUUUGCAGUCGCAAGUAUCGCCAUCUGGUGUCUUUCAGAUAUGCAGGUUUAAGGCACUUGGCGCAUUAGCUUCAUUUUUCGGACCCAGAGGUCGUAUUUUUGUACUGUCUAUGUGCUUACUAUGCAAAUGAAACUGACAGCUGAGGUGAUUGUAUCAUAGAAAACUGUGAGCGAAAGUUUUGUGCCUUAAAAAAAAUUAGCAACUGAACUUAAUCACUUUCUAUGGCAAUAGUUAAAUUAGAAGAUCUCUAGCAUUCACAAACCACUCCAAUCCAGGCAACGACUAGUAGUUGGUUAGCUAAGAUUAGCCUAGCUUGGCUUAGUUAUAGACUAGAAAAAAUUAAUAAGAGAAACAGAGUCUGUCUGAAAACCAGUAAACAUGUUAUUUAGCGUAGAAACUGCAUGUUCAGAAAAGAGCACAACAAUUGUAAAUCACCUGUAAAACUAACCACACCAAUGAGGUGUCUAUUUGGGGAUUGUGCGCAUGUGCUAUUUUGUCACAUUUAGUAAAUCUGGCCCAUAACUUACAAAUAAUUAAGCUCAAGAAUCUAAUUUUAUAUCUGGACAAAACUAUGGAAGAAUUUUCAGACUUUGUGCUAAGUUAAUAUAAGCUAAUAUAAGCUAAUAACCAAAACCAUAGCUAGCCACUGCUAGCUAAGGAGCUACUGGCUCCAGUUUGAUGUUGUUGUUUUUGUAUUCAACUAUCUGUUAUCAUACUUCUUCAUUUGACUGUCUGCAAGAAAGUGAAGUAAAAGAGCUUUUUAUUUUUCAGUUAAUUUUUAAAAACAUUUUUCCUUGUAAAUACAUUUCUGUUAGGAGACACUAUCACCAUCAUUUAGUAAAUUAUGAAUGGAGUCUUGUGCCUGGUUGUGUUUAUGUAUGUGUGUGUGUGAGAGAGAGCAACUCAGGGAGCUGAUUUUAGAUAAGCUUUUUUAACUCAAUUUUAUAUCAAAUAGUGAUGUUAAAUGUGACUGUUAUAUAGCAGAUCUGAGAAAGAGUUAAAGUGAACAUUUGUUGUUUUUUUAAAGUGUCAUUUCCUUCAAAAAUAAAUAAAUAAAUGACUAAAAACG
Oreochromis niloticus (Nile tilapia) is the source of this 3203-nucleotide messenger RNA. RefSeq names its product interferon regulatory factor 4. The transcript has 9 exons. Gene Ontology annotation, molecular function: DNA-binding transcription factor activity, RNA polymerase II-specific; RNA polymerase II cis-regulatory region sequence-specific DNA binding; protein binding. Gene Ontology annotation, cellular component: nucleus. Gene Ontology annotation, biological process: regulation of transcription by RNA polymerase II; immune system process. Bases 200 to 1540 code for a protein of 446 amino acids. Lineage: Eukaryota; Metazoa; Chordata; Actinopteri; Cichliformes; Cichlidae. The record is from RefSeq and is a predicted model, not a curated record.